CGGUCGCGGUGCGCAGCUAGUUCGCCGAGGAGCCAAAACCAACCGCUUCGCCUGGCACUGGCAGACCGGUAAUAAAAGUGCUGCCCCCGCGCGGCGCACGCAGCCUAGCCUGCCCGGUAGUUUAGGAGCAGGUGCUCCAGGUCAAUAUCCAAGGCUGCCCCGAGCGGCCGCCCGCGCGCGCCCGGUAAGUUCUCCAAUAUGGCCGAGCUCGACACCUACGACUACGCCGGCGCCGCGGCGCCCCCGCGCUGGGCCGCCGCCGGUGACGGUGAGGACGACGAGCCCCUCUUCGACGGAGAGACGCCCCGGGACGAGGACGUCUACAAUAAUGAACCCGAGCUCCGCGGCGUCGACGACAUCAUGAGCGGCGUCGACGCCUUGCUGUCGAAGCCCGCGCCGUCGAUGCGCCAGUUCGCGGGACGUAACAGCGGGCCCUCGAUCCCCGUCAUGCGCAAGCAGCGUUCAGAGGCGAGACGGGGCAAGAAGGUGUCGAACGCGAGUACGACGCGACGACGGACAAAGCCGGACGUCGUCCCGGACGCCGAGCCGGACCUGGCGAUGGUCGCCGAAGCAUUGCAGUACUGCCAGGGCCUGUCGAUGCGUGUGGCGGCGGACGACAACGUCCCGCCCGCCCCUGCGCGCGCCGCGGCAAAAGCGCCGCCGCCCCCGAAGCGCGGCGGCUCGCGACGACGAGCGCGCGGCGAACCCAAAAAAAAUCCCGCGGAGACCAUGGCCAAGGCCUACGGCACCGGGCCCGCCCGGACCAAGAAGGCCGCGUUCUCGACGAAGCCGCAACAAAAAAAGCGCGGCGCCGAGCUCGACACGGCCGCUUUAGUUGCCAACUUCGAGAGCGGCGCGCACCUGACGGAGCUGCGCAAGCAGCUCCACGCCUCGCAAAAAGCCAUGGAGGCGUCCGCGUCGGUCGUCAAGCAGGCGGCGCGAGACUUCCACGGCGGCGCGUUCUGAGUAGUUCUUGGAGGCGCGUAAGUAGAAUUACAAGC
Messenger RNA from Pelagomonas calceolata, 1001 nucleotides. NCBI's taxonomy places the organism in Eukaryota, Pelagophyceae, Pelagomonadales, Pelagomonadaceae. The record is from the annotation of a GenBank genome assembly.